This is a messenger RNA of Clarias gariepinus (North African catfish), 1394 nucleotides long. It is a transcript of the gene cdk1, whose product is annotated as cyclin-dependent kinase 1. Gene Ontology annotation, biological process: protein phosphorylation; mitotic G2 DNA damage checkpoint signaling; G2/M transition of mitotic cell cycle. The transcript has 8 exons. Gene Ontology annotation, molecular function: ATP binding; RNA polymerase II CTD heptapeptide repeat kinase activity; cyclin-dependent protein serine/threonine kinase activity. Bases 119 to 1027 code for a protein of 302 amino acids. The record is from RefSeq and is a predicted model, not a curated record. NCBI's taxonomy places the organism in Eukaryota, Metazoa, Chordata, Actinopteri, Siluriformes, Clariidae. Gene Ontology annotation, cellular component: nucleus.
UUUUGAAUUCCGUCUCCGCGGCCAGUUUGAAGCAGCGAAAUUCAGUAGCUAGUAACUGCACACUUUCCUCACGGCUUCGCAGGGUCGAAAAUAAGUCAAUAUUUGAAAACAUUUAAUAAUGGAAGACUACCUGAAGAUAGAGAAAAUUGGUGAAGGUACAUAUGGCGUGGUGUAUAAGGGUCGGCACAAGUCCACAGGUCAGGUGGUGGCUCUAAAGAAGAUUCGUCUGGAGAGUGAGGAAGAGGGUGUGCCUAGCACUGCUGUACGAGAGAUCUCACUGCUUAAAGAGCUACAGCACCCCAAUGUCGUACGACUGCUGGAUGUGUUGAUGCAGGAGUCCAAACUGUAUUUGGUGUUUGAGUUUCUCUCCAUGGACCUGAAGAAGUAUUUAGACUCCAUUCCCUCAGGGCAGUACAUGGACCCCAUGCUUGUCAAGAGUUAUCUGUAUCAGAUCUUGGAGGGGAUCCUGUUCUGUCACUGCCGUCGAGUUCUGCAUCGUGACCUAAAGCCACAGAACCUGUUAAUUGACAAUAAAGGGGUGAUAAAACUGGCUGACUUCGGCCUGGCCCGUGCUUUUGGGGUGCCAGUUCGAGUCUACACACAUGAGGUCGUGACUCUGUGGUACAGGGCCCCAGAAGUGUUACUUGGAGCUUCUCGUUAUUCCACUCCAGUAGAUGUUUGGAGUAUCGGCACCAUCUUUGCCGAGCUCGCCACCAAGAAGCCACUGUUCCAUGGAGACUCAGAGAUUGACCAGCUGUUCCGCAUCUUCAGGAUUCUAGGUACCCCAAAUAAUGAUGUGUGGCCAGAUGUAGAGUCACUACCUGACUAUAAGAACACUUUCCCCAAGUGGAAGUCUGGCAAUCUGGGAAGCAUGGUUAAGAAUCUUGACAAGAAUGGCAUUGAUCUGCUUGGGAAAAUGCUCACCUAUGACCCGCUAAAGAGGAUUUCUGCACGGCAGGCUAUGACACACCCCUAUUUUGAUGAUUUGGAUAAGACCACUCUACCUGCCAGUAAUCUGAAGAGCUAAACCGUAUUUAAGCUCAAGCAAGAGACAUCUGGCCUGAAAUGGGCUAUAUGUUGUGGUGUCUAAACUUACAAUGGACAGGAAUACUCAAUUUCACUCAUUUGAAGGAAUUCAGAAUUCCGAACUUGAUUCUGAAUUGCAACAAAUCUGUAUUUGACCCAAAAGCUCUUAACUGCACCGUUGCAGACUUUUCUCUCAUAAUAAUGCAAUAUUCUUUUUUUCUAACGUGUGUUUGCUUUUGUUUGUGUUUUUGUAUGUGUUUUUCCUAUAAUUAGUCUCUAAUGUAUUGUUCUGUAUGUUAGGUUGGAGCAGCCUUGGUGCUGGUUUAUUGCAUCCUCAAUAAAGUGCACUUUGUGAGGGCUUGACUAUA